GAGAGACAGAGCGAAAUAGAGUGACAGGGGCAGAUUGGGCGGACAGACACGGAUUGAUAGACAUCUCAGCUCUCUUUAACUCCCAACUCCCACACAAACCACCUCCUCCUGCCAUCGUGUCGACAUCCGAUCCGAUCGUCCGGAGCUCGUCCACACACAACGGUGUUGUCCUGUGUACAGUCCCUUUCAGUUGUCCUGUAGUCUGGUGUUGUUCAAAAGCUUCAGGAUGAUGAGCCAGAUGAUGCCGAGCCAGAUGCAUAUGUCGGUAGAGUAUAGCAACGGCUACAUGAUACAGACGCAGGAGCCGUCGAAUAAUGACUACACCAUCCAGGAAGAUGAAUGGGACAGAGACCUGCUCCUAGACCCGGCCUGGGAGAAACAACAGAGAAAGACCUUUACGGCUUGGUGCAACUCCCACCUGAGGAAGACUGGGACUGGGAUUGAGAAUAUCGAAGAGGACUUCAGGAAUGGCCUGAAACUCAUGCUUCUUCUCGAAGUCAUUUCUGGUGAGAGACUUCCCAAACCAGACAGAGGAAAGAUGCGCUUUCACAAGAUUGCCAAUGUCAACAAAGCUCUGGAGUACAUCACCAGCAAGGGAGUGAAGCUGGUCUCAAUUGGAGCUGAAGAGAUCGUGGACGGCAACAUCAAGAUGACCCUGGGAAUGAUCUGGACCAUCAUCCUGCGCUUCGCCAUCCAGGACAUCUCCGUGGAAGAAACAUCCGCCAAGGAAGGUCUUCUUCUAUGGUGCCAGCGAAAGACGGCCCCCUACAGAAAUGUCAAUGUCCAGAACUUCCAUGUCAGCUGGAAGGACGGUUUGGCACUGUGUGCCUUGAUACACAGACAUCGUCCUGACCUCAUCGACUACGCCAAGCUCAACAAGGACGACCCUAUGGGUAAUCUGAAUCUGGCGUUUGAAGUGGCGGAGAAACACCUGGACAUUCCCAAGAUGUUGGAUGCUGAAGACAUCAUCAACACUCCCAAGCCUGAUGAGAGAGCUAUCAUGACCUAUGUUUCCUGCUUCUAUCAUGCUUUUGCUGGAGCAGAGCAGGCCGAGACGGCAGCCAACCGCAUCUGCAAGGUGCUGGGAGUCAACCAGGAGAAUGAGAGACUCAUGGAGGAAUACGAGAAGCUGGCCAGCGAGCUCCUGGAGUGGAUCCGCCAAAUGACCCCCUGGCUGGAGGACAAGUCGCCGGAGACGAGCCUGGCUGCCAUGCGCGGCAAACUGGAGGACUUCAGAGACUAUAGGAGGCUGCACAAGCCCCCCAGGGUGCAGGAGAAGUGUCAGCUGGAGAUCAACUUCAACACCCUGCAGACCAAGCUGCGGAUCAGCAACCGGCCCGCCUUCAUGCCCUCAGAGGGACGCAUGGUGUCGGACAUCACCAGUGCUUGGACAGGACUGGAGCAGGCAGAGAAAGGUUAUGAGGAGUGGUUGCUGAGUGAGAUUAGAAGGCUUGAGCGUCUGGACCACCUUGCACAGAAGUUCCAGAUGAAGGCCACCAGCCACGAGGCCUGGUCUGUAGGGAAAGACAGGGUACUCAGCAGUAAGGACUAUGAGUCAUGCUCUCUGCCGGAGCUGAGGGCUUUACUGAGAAAACACGAGGCCUUUGAGAGUGACCUGGCUGCCCACCAGGACAGAGUGGAGCAGGUAGCAGCCAUCGCACAGGAGCUGAAUGAGCUGGAAUAUCAUGCUGCCUCAGUCAUCAACGAGCGUUGUCAGGCCAUCUGUGACCAGUGGGAUCAGCUGGGGACCCUGACUCAGAAGAGGAGGGACAACCUGGAGAGGAUGGACAAGCUUCUGGAGACCAUUGACCAGCUGUUUCUGGAGUUCUCCAGGAGGUCCGCUCCCUUCAACAACUGGAUGGAAGGAGCCAUGGAGGAUCUGCAGGACAUGUUCAUCGUUCACUCUGUGGAGGAGAUCCAGAGUCUGAUCUCGGCCCACAACGAGUUCAAGGCCACGCUCCCGGAAGCAGACUGUGAGCGUCAGGCCAUCCUGAGCGCCUUCACAGAGGUCCAGAAGAUCGCCCAGAGCUACGGCAUCUCCAGGAACAUCCCCAACCCCUACAGUGACAUCACCCCAGCUGAGAUAGGACUCCAGUGGGAAAAGGUGAAGAAGAUGGUUCCCCAGAGAGACAGUGUUCUCCAGGAGGAGAUGUCCAGACAGCUCGCAAACGAACAGCUGAGACGCCAGUUUGCUGCCCAGGUCAACAUCAUCGCCCCAUGGAUUCAGACCCGGAUGGAGGAGAUCGGACGUAAUUCAGCUGACAUUGGAGGUCCUCUGGAAGACCAGAUGAGUCAGUUGAAGCAGCUGGAACAGGUCAUCACCAACUACAAGUCCAACAUCGACAAGCUGGAGGAACACCAUCAACACAUCCAGGAGUGCCUCAUCUUCGACAACAAGCACACCAAUUACACCAUGGAGCAUAUCCGUGUGGGCUGGGAGAUGAUUCUCACCACAAUCGCCAGAACCAUGAACGAGAUCGAGACCCAGAUCCUUACACGUGACGCCAAGGGCAUCAGCCAACAGCAGAUGAACGAGUUCCGCCAGUCCUUCACCCACUUUGACAGGGACAGGUCUGGCAGACUGCCCUAUGAGGAGGUUAAUGCUUGCCUGAUUUGUCCGGCUCGCGUCAGACUUAACAAGCAGCCACCGUCCUCUCCUCAUCAUCACUUCUAACCAUGCUUUGGAUGGACUCUUCCAUUCUCUUCCCAUUGACUCUGGAUGGACUCUUCCAUUCUCUUCCCAUUGACUCUGAAUGGACUCUUCCAUUCUCUUCCCAUUGACUCUGGAUGGACUCUUCUAUUCUCUUCCCAUUGACUCUGGAUGGACUCUUCUAUUCUCUUCCCAUUGACUCGGAAUGGACUCUUCUAUUCUCUUCCCAUUGACUCUGGAUGGACUCUUCUAUUCUCUUCCCAUUGACUCUGGAUGGACUCUUCCAUUUUCCUCCAAUUGGCUCUGGUGGACUCUUGCAUUCUCUUCCCAUUGACUCUGGAUGGACUCUUCCAUUUUCCUCCAAUUGGCUCUGGUGGACUCUUCUAUUCGCUUCCCAUUGACUCUGAAUGGACUUUUCCAUUCUCUUCCCAUUGACUCUGAAUGGACUCUUCCAUUCACUUCCCAUUGACUCUGAAUGGACUCUUCUAUUCUCUUCCCAUUGACUCUGAAUGGACUCUUCAAUUCUCUUCCCAUUGACUCUGGUGGACUCUUCCAUUUUCCUCCCAUUGACUCUGGUGGACUCUUCCAUUUUGCUCCUAUCCCUCCUAUAUGCUCAACCUUCCCCCCAUCUCCUGUACUAUUUCUCUUUCUCCACCUCUCCAUCUCCUUCUCCUCGAUUUCGUUCUGUGCCUUUUCUUCCUCCUCUACAUCCUCUUCUGCCUCCUCCUUCUCCAACUCCUCUUCUGCC
Messenger RNA from Esox lucius (northern pike), 3398 nucleotides. Its product is annotated as alpha-actinin-2. Lineage: Eukaryota; Metazoa; Chordata; Actinopteri; Esociformes; Esocidae. Gene Ontology annotation, biological process: muscle cell development; actin cytoskeleton organization. The record is from RefSeq and is a predicted model, not a curated record. Bases 227 to 2674 code for a protein of 815 amino acids. Gene Ontology annotation, cellular component: Z disc; cortical actin cytoskeleton; cell projection. The transcript has 20 exons. Gene Ontology annotation, molecular function: calcium ion binding; actin filament binding.